Molecule: messenger RNA, 348 nt
Organism: Colletotrichum lupini
Lineage: Eukaryota; Fungi; Ascomycota; Sordariomycetes; Glomerellales; Glomerellaceae
Exons: 2
Coding region: 1-348 (115 amino acids)
Source: RefSeq, a predicted model, not a curated record
AUGCGGACCGCAAGACCGCAUUUCUACAUUCACUGCCCACCUCCUCCUCGACUAAGAAACCCGCCCUUCCAGCGUUCAAGACCAACGAAACUACACAUAGCUUUUAUACCGAAACCAAACACCCAAUCACCCGUCUCGGGUCGAUCGAGAACCGGAGCUCGCCAAUCCACAACCAUAAUCAACAUCGUGCCCCUUCUUGCCCGUUCACGAAACGUUUUCCUUCCGAAUUCCAAGGGAUGUUCGUCUCGAACACCUCCGUCACCUCUUCAUCCUGCUCUACGGACCGCUGUCAGUCACAACUUCGAUCUCAGGGUGGGGAAAUUACUGCGGGGGGAUUACUAUCAAUAA